Messenger RNA from Lodderomyces margitis, 612 nucleotides. RefSeq names its product Soh1p (gene SOH1). Gene Ontology annotation, cellular component: core mediator complex; mediator complex. The coding region runs from base 1 to 612 and encodes 203 amino acids. Gene Ontology annotation, molecular function: transcription coregulator activity. Lineage: Eukaryota; Fungi; Ascomycota; Pichiomycetes; Serinales; Debaryomycetaceae. The record is from RefSeq and is a predicted model, not a curated record. Gene Ontology annotation, biological process: regulation of transcription by RNA polymerase II. The transcript has a single exon.
AUGUCCGAUAUAGCCACGUCUAACAAACAACAAGCACAAUCUGCUACCGAAAGUCGACUGCUUUCGAAAGAACAAGAACAACAAGAAUACACAGAUUUAAUCAACUCACUCCCAACGCGAUGGGAAAUUGAACUAGAGUUUGUUCAAUCAUUAAGCAAUAUCCCUUAUUUAAGCUACCUAGCUCAGAACAAUUACCUCCAAGACCCAUGUUUUGUCAAUUAUUUAAAGUACUUGCAGUAUUGGGCUGAGCCACAAUAUCUGCGAUAUCUAGUUUACCCCAACUGCUUGCACAUUUUAUCAUUAUUGCAACUGGAACAAUUUCGACGUGAUAUUGUUAAUCCGGAUAUUAUGAAUGUAUUGAUGAAUGAUAUGGUGAAGAGGUGGCAGGAUAAUGGAGAUGGCGAUUUGAAUAUCAAGGAUGGCACUACCAAUGGGGAAAAUGAAGAAGGUAAGAACAAGAAUGAGAGUGAGAAGGAAAAAAGGAAGAGGGACAUCAACAGGAGGAAUGGUUCAGAAGGGGUUGUUGAGACUAUAGACGAGGAGCAGGAGGAUACUGAGCCGAAUGGCGGGGAGAUGAAAGAUGAAGAUGGCGAUGUCAAGAUUUCAGAAUAG